AUGCCAAUCUAUUCGUUUUGGAUAUACGAUAGACAUUGUAAUUGCAUAUUCAGUCGGGAAUAUGGAACAGGCUCUCAAGAUCCAUCCGGCAAUGUCCUGAAAUCAACCCCAAAAAGUAAGGGAUCGGCACAAUUUGCACCUAAUCCAAGCUAUGAAAACACGUCCUCUUUGCCAACCUCCUCUCAGUCCACACAAAACUCAUCUAUAUCAUCAGGAAGAGGACAAAGAUUACUCUCGUCUGCAUCAAAUAAUCACAAGGCCCAGGAACUCAUACAAAAGGGCACUGUCAACGCUCAGAAUAAUAAUAACACAUCGAAACUUCUAUUCGGUACACUUUUUUCCUUGAGAAAAAUAGCUGGGUCGGUAUGUACACCACAGACAGAGACACAUCAGGAGGAAGAAUUCAAUACAUCCAAUCUCAAUAGUUUCAACGCAUUACAAUCAUUCCGUACGCUUAAUUACAAAUGCCAUUACUACGAGACCAUGAAUGGAUUGAGAUUUGUUGUUGUGACGCAUCCUGCGGCUCGUAGCUUACAAUCAUCUUUGAUUGAGAUUUACCAUUCUAUAUAUUUGCCUACAGUUGUCAGGAAUCCACUGAUGCCGGUUAAUUAUCGAGAGGAUGAGGUUAUUUCUAACGAUCGUUUUGUCCGGGCAAUAGAUGAAUACUGGGCGUCACUUGAGGAAACUCUGACGUGA
This is a messenger RNA of Ogataea haglerorum, 696 nucleotides long. RefSeq lists its product as uncharacterized. The record is from RefSeq and is a predicted model, not a curated record. Gene Ontology annotation, cellular component: TRAPP complex. Gene Ontology annotation, biological process: endoplasmic reticulum to Golgi vesicle-mediated transport. Bases 1 to 696 code for a protein of 231 amino acids. Lineage: Eukaryota; Fungi; Ascomycota; Pichiomycetes; Pichiales; Pichiaceae. The transcript has a single exon.